Podospora pseudopauciseta is the source of this 2726-nucleotide messenger RNA. RefSeq lists its product as uncharacterized. Gene Ontology annotation, cellular component: nucleus. Bases 248 to 1825 code for a protein of 525 amino acids. The record is from RefSeq and is a predicted model, not a curated record. The transcript is spliced from 3 exons. Lineage: Eukaryota; Fungi; Ascomycota; Sordariomycetes; Sordariales; Podosporaceae.
GCCGCCCACUUUUCCGCACAUUGCAGCCCUCUCCUCUCCGCUCCGGUUCUCCCGAACUGCCCAACCCAACUCAACUCUCUUCGCACACUUCAGUUCGCACCAUUCACCGCCAUCAUCAAGUUGCCAUCGCCGCUUCGCUGACCAGCACUCCGACCGUAUUUUUGCGACCUACUUACCUCUCUGAACAGCUACCUUUGGUUUUUUUCUCUUCUCCCACAAGAGGCAAAGCGAUCACAGCAGCGACAACAUGAUGCCGACGUGGCCAACCGCAUCCCCGCCCCAGGGCGUUCCGCCCUCAACUGCCUAUGCAGCAACCUAUUCAGCUCCUGCUUUCACCCCAGUCCAAGUCCGACAAACCUUCGGCCAGUCCUAUUCCGCCCCACAAGCCUCCUAUCCCACCACACAUCCCUACGGCCCAGCCCAAUCCCCUCCACCUGCCCCAGCUAAUCACCAGCCGACCGCUGCUUCUCCUCCCACAGCUGAUGAACAGCCCAGGAAGAAGGUUCAAUGGCCUGAUUCCGUCCGCUCCUACGUCCAGCGCUCUUUUUUCCCCGCCAACAUGGAUCCUACCGUCUCGAAAGAAGAAAUGGAGGCCAAGCUCAAGGAAACCAUCAUGCGCGCCAGCGAGGACAACCUUCUGUAUUCCAUCGUGUGGGAGACGAUGCCGCUGCCCCAACAAAUAAUCAAGCAGGAGCGUGAACAACGUGCCAAGGCCAUGGCCUAUCCCACUCAAGCACAAACGCCCUACUCCAAUGCGCCAAUGCCCAUCUCCAAGAAGAGGAAGUCCGCUGACUUGGAAGAUGUCGCCAAUCUCAGUAUCACCCCACCAUGGAGGACAGGCCAAGGCGCCCGCCUCGAGGAUCGCGUCACUUUUUCCAAGGAUAAACGCCAAGCUACCGAGGAGAGCUCCGAUAACACGAGUAAGUUGAACAAGUACGAGAAGCGCCAAAAGCGCUUCAACGGGGGCUACGUAUCGACAUAUCGCUCCCCAAGCCCCCCCCCCGGCGAUGGGCCCGUCGUGGGGACGUGCGAAAAGCUUGAGAAGAGCUAUCUACGCUUGACUGCUCCUCCCAAGCCUGAGAACGUGCGUCCGCCUCGGGUGUUGAAGAACACGCUGGAGCUGCUGAAGAAGAAGUGGAAGAAGGAUUCGAACUACGCAUACAUAUGUGAUCAGUUCAAGUCCAUGCGCCAGGAUCUGACUGUGCAACGCGUGAGGGAUGAUUUUACUGUCGAGGUGUACGAAAUACAUGCUCGCAUUGCUUUGGAAAAGGGGGAUCUCGGUGAGUAUAAUCAGUGCCAGACUCAGCUCAAGGCACUGUACAAGUUGGGCCUCAAAGGCAAGGCCAACGAGUUCAAGGCCUAUCGGAUUCUUUACUUCAUUCACACAGCCAACCGCACAGACUUGAAUAGCGUUUUGGCAGAUCUAACCCCAGCAGAAAAGAAAGACAAGGCGAUCAAGCACGCCUUGGACGUGCGGUCCUCCCUGGCCCUGGGGAACUACCAUCGGUUCUUCCAGUUGUACAAUGAGACCCCAAACAUGGGUGCAUACCUCAUGGAUAUGUUUGUCGGCCGGGAGCGUCUUGCUGCCCUGUGCAACAUUUGCAAGGCAUACAAGCCUGACGUGCCAUUGCGAUUUGUUACCGAGGAACUCUAUUUUGAGUCCGACAUGGAAGCCGCCCAGUUCAUCAUUGACAACGGCGGUCAGGAUUUGCUCCAAGAAAAGGAGGACGGCACCAUUGUCAUCCUCACUGGCAAGGCUGGCCAGACAUUCGAAAGCCACAAAGCGAAAGCCUUCGCCCGCGUCGACAUCAAGGGCCAAAUCUAGUCGCCCCUGGCUGUGCUUCUCUUUUCUAUUUUGUUUUCCACAUCCACAAGCGCCACCCCUCCCUUCGUUGGAGGCUACCUCCCACGUCUUAUCACGUCGUAAUUAUUCUUUCACCCUCACCCCCCUGAGGCUCGGGGGGUGCCUACCCAUACGUCGCCUGUUCGCCGGCCGCCAUGCAUAGGCCGCUCAUCCAUCUUUUUUUCUGGAGUUUCCAGGAGAUCCUUGGAGAGCCUCACGACUCUGACACCAUCGACUUUUGUUUUGUCGGCCACGAAAAGUAGUUUUUCUUUUCUUCCUGACUUUAAUUCCCAGCUUUCGCCAUCCUCUUCAUCUUCUACGACUUUAUGGCUUCACGAGGGAUCUCGCUCACACUUCGAACCGGUGGUGCUCUGCUACUGGCCGUGCCGUGAACCAACUGCGAUGAUGACGAUAGAUGAGUGUCGACAAGGGUGGCUCUGCUUCACUGUUCGUGCUCAGUAGUUAUCUAAAACAUCGCUUGGGGUUUUGGGCUGUGCUUUGUCAGGGCUGGAUCUGGUAGAGGAGUUAGCUAGCUUUGAAUCAACGGCAGUGCUGUUGAGGAAUUUUGGCACAGGGGGUUUUUUGGUUUCGUUAUCGGGGGAUUUCCGUCACAGUGAUACCCAUGGAAGAGGAGGUUGGCCCGUUUUGAUCUAGCAGUCAUCUGGGGGAUAGUAAAGUUUGACUUGGGCUGGGGCCACCGACCCCAUUUGGGCGAGGAGUAUGGAGCUGGAGUUGAAUUUGUGUAACCAUUCACAGCGGACUAGUCUUGGAGUCCUAUCAAGGGAUAUAUCGUUACAAUCAAGGUUUAAUGAAGACGACAUUUGUCACGUCUUGGUUUCUGAACUCUCGUGAUUUCGGCUUUGCCCAGCUUUUGCCAUUUGAU